AUGUCUUUAACUGCAAUAGAAUAUAAUAAUCAAGGUAAUAAAUAUUAUUUAAAUAAUGAAUCAUUAUUAUCAAUUGAAUCGUACAGUGAAGCAAUUAAAUUAAUUGAAAAUAAUUCCAAAGAAAAUCUUCCAUUAUAUUUAUUAUAUUUAAAUCGUUCAGCUGCUUAUAUUCAAGAUAAAAAUUUUUAUUCAGGAUAUGAAGAUGUUAAAUAUUCAUUAAAAUUAAAAACAGAUAAAAAUUUUAAAGCUUUAUAUCGUGCAGCUGUUUGCUUAUAUCAUCUUGGUUUUAUUGAAGAAUCUCAAUUAUAUAUUAAAGAAGCUAUUGAAGAUCAUAAAAUAAAUCUUAUUGAUUAUUUAAAUUUAAAAUUAUUAAUAGAAAAAAAAGUUAAUACUAUGAAUAAAUGGAGAAAAACUUUAACAAAUGCACAACAAUCAAUUAAACAUCUUCAACAUAUUAUUGAAAAAAAAGUUUUAACAUGUGAAAUUUCAUCGAUUCUUUAUCAUAUUCGUUAUUUAUUACGAGCUUAUUUUGACGAUGAAAAAGAUAAAAACUUAUUAAAUAUAGAUAUAGUUGAUCUUGGAUUGAAAUUACACGAAUUAGCUGUGCAAUUUAAUACCGUUUUUAAUGUUCAAGUAUGA
Molecule: messenger RNA, 639 nt
Organism: Rotaria sp. Silwood2
Lineage: Eukaryota; Metazoa; Rotifera; Eurotatoria; Philodinida; Philodinidae
Source: the annotation of a GenBank genome assembly